CCAAAGCCUCGAAAUAGUCAUGAAGUCUUUUUUUCUAACCCCUUUUGCUCUCUUCUUUAUUGUUCUAUCCUUCAUAUCUCCAUCAUGGGCAGUUUCUACUAAAACACAUGAAGCUUUUCUCCAAUGUCUUCUCAAUAACUCUCUAACCACUAAUUACUCCAUUUCUAAUCUCAUUUAUACUCCCAUCAACUCCUCCUUUUAUUCAGUCUUGAAUUUCUCCAUUCAAAAUCUUAGAUUUUCAAGGAAACAAACCCCAAAGCCACUCGCCAUCAUCACUCCUUCACAUGUUUCACACAUUCAAGCAACCAUCCUUUGCUCCAAAUCCCACGCCCUUCAAAUUCGAAUUCGUAGUGGUGGCCAUGACUUCGAGGGUCUUUCUUACGUCUCCGACGUCCCAUUUAUCAUUGUUGACCUAAUAAAUCUUAGAUCUAUUACAAUUGAUGUCGAAAACGAAAAUGCAUGGGUUCAAUCUGGGGCAACUCUAGGUGAAUUCUAUUAUAGAAUUGGUGAGAAAAGUCAAACACUUGCUUUUCCUGCUGGCUCUUGUCCGACGGUGGGCAUCGGCGGGCAUUUAAGCGGUGGUGGAUUUGGAUGGUUGAUGAGAAAAUAUGGUCUUGCUGCUGACAAUGUAAUUGAUGCUUCUUUUGUUGAUGCUAAUGGGAAGGUCUAUGAUAGAGAGUCAAUGGGGGAUGAUUUGUUUUGGGCGAUUCGUGGUGGCGGGGGAGGGAGCUUUGGAAUUAUUGUGGCAUGGAAGGUAAAGCUUGUUCGAGUUCCGGCGACGGUGACCAUCUGUGGAAGUCAAAGAAGUUUGGAGGAAGAAGAUACAAUCAAGCUGAUACAUAAAUGGCAAUACAUCACUAACAAAUUGGAUAAAAAUCUUUUACUUGGCAUUAGUCUCACUGGUGGGAAUUCAACUCAAGAAAGUGGCAAAAUAAACCCAACAGCUCUAUUUUCCUCUUUCUUUUUAGGAAAGGUAAAUGAGCUUAUGCCAAUUUUGAACACCAAUUUUCCAGAACUGAAUUUGUCAAAGGAAGAAUGUUCAGAAAUGAGUUGGAUCAAAACAGUUCUAACAAUGGCUGGCUUCCCCAACCAAGAACCCUUUGAAGUUCUACUCAAUAGAACACCUCCUUUUGGUCUAAGCACCAAAAUCAAAUCUGACUAUAUCAAGAAACCAAUGUCCGAGGCUGCAUUCAAAACUAUGUUGAAAAGAUUGAAAGCUCAAGACAUAGAAGUUGCACAAAUUAUGUUUAUUCCUUAUGGAGGAAGAAUGAGUGAGAUUUCCGAAUCCGAAAUUCCUUUCCCACAUCGUGCUGGAAAUAUAUACAAACUUGGUUACUAUGUCAAGUGGAAAGAUCAAAGCAUUGAUGCAGAGAAAAGGCAUCUAAAUUGGAUACGAGAUAUUUAUGACUACAUGACUCCUUUUGUCUCAAAAUCGCCAAGGGCAACGUAUUGUAAUUAUAGAGAUCUUGACAUUGGAAUGAACAAUAAAUAUGGAAAAGCAACCUAUAGUCAUGCUAGGGUUUGGGGGUUCAAGUAUUUUGGGAAGAAUUUUGAUAGGCUAGUGCAUCUUAAAACUAAGAUUGAUCCCAAUGAUUUCUUUAGAAAUGAGCAAAGUAUACCUGCCCUAAAAAACAUAAAAUAUAGUGCAAUUUGAUAGGUUAAACUAUGUUACUAUGUCAGCCAAUAAUAGUUGACAUGGUUACUUCUUAUAUUUUUUAGGUUGGAAUUUCAAGUUCUUAUAUUUGCACUUGUAUUGUACUAAAACAGUGUGUUUAAGGUUUUCAAUUUCGUAUUUCAUGUUGCUACUAAAAGUUUUGAUAUAGAUAACCAUGAUAUGACAUGGUCAUGGUCAUGGUCAUGGUCAUGGUCAUGGUCAUGGUCAUGGUCGCUAAUUAAUUUAGACGAUGAUUUUUUCUUCUUGUUAAUGGUGAGUCCAAGUAUAGUGUACUAUAGACUUCAUUAAUGUUAGUUGUGGUCUAUAUUCUUAGUCGUGGUCUAUUUAAUAAAUAAGUUAUAUGUGAAUUGAUUUAUGAGAGUUAGAAAAAGUUAAAGAGCGUGAGUUAAAAUGUUAGAGUUUCAUAUUAAUUAAGCGUAGGUUUUGGGUUGUGUUUAAUUUGUGGCAUGAGUUAUGCUCACGACAAUCCUAUAAAUAAGAUUGAAAUGGUGUAAUCUAAAUCAUCCAAGUGAGAAAUAGAAUACACACAAAAAAUUAA
This is a messenger RNA of Cucumis sativus (cucumber), 2213 nucleotides long. RefSeq names its product cannabidiolic acid synthase. Lineage: Eukaryota; Viridiplantae; Streptophyta; Magnoliopsida; Cucurbitales; Cucurbitaceae. The record is from RefSeq and is a predicted model, not a curated record. The transcript is spliced from 2 exons. Gene Ontology annotation, molecular function: FAD binding; oxidoreductase activity. The coding region runs from base 20 to 1654 and encodes 544 amino acids.